Molecule: messenger RNA, 294 nt
Organism: Acytostelium subglobosum LB1
Lineage: Eukaryota; Evosea; Eumycetozoa; Acytosteliales; Acytosteliaceae
Exons: 3
Cellular component (GO): cytoplasm
Source: RefSeq, a predicted model, not a curated record
AUGGGUAUCCUAUCAUUGCUUUUGGACUGUGUCGUUAUCUCUACCGCUGCUGCAGGUGUAAGAAGAACUGUUGGUUAUGACCUUGCCAACACAGUUCUGUCCAAGGUUCAAAAGCCAAGGACCAAGGCGUUCGUCUCUGGAUUCUUCAAUGUGGGAGAGUGGGUUGCCGAUAAGAGCACAGGCUUCAUGCGUAGACAAGUGGCCUCACACAAACUGGAAGACUAUCCAUUGAAACAGCGUGCCAAGCCUUCAUUCACUGUCAAGGAUCUUGAGCAUCCAUCAGAUAAGACUCAA